AUGUCCCAGUCCGAGUCUGUGUCAGAGCCUGGACUCGGAAAUGGGGUACACGCCCUCUCACUUCCAGACCUCUCCGGUGCAGUCCCUACCUCUGCAGAGGCCAGGGCCAAACGCCGCAUCGCUGCAUUAGAAGAAGAAUUGCAGACAAUGAAGGAUGAAAGAGGACCUAAACAGAGAAAGAUGACCUACUACGUCGCACAAGGCAGGGCGGUUCGCCGAAUGACCGUCCUCUACACUAGCUUAGAAAAUUUGAUCGCUGAGAACGAUCGCAGGUAUGAGGGAAGCUUGGUUAACGACAUUGCGCAAAACACCACAGAACAAAACCGCCUGCAGCGCGGCUACCUCGCGCUUACACAGACUCUGCCAUGGCUACAUGCUAAACUUGCAGAUUGUGAUUACGAUGAAUCUGAAGAGAUGUUGAAGAAGAUCAGAAGAGGAGCCGAUGCCGCCCGUGGCGACGAUACAUCCACUCUCAAGGAUCUCGUCGCCGCCUGGAUCAAUCAGGAUUUUCGUCCUACCAUUCUACUCAGGUCCAACGACAAGCACUUGCGCGGGUUCGCACACGACGUUUGUGGGAAACUACUAUGCCCCACUGAGUGGGAUUGGAAUGAUGACCGCGUGAAGGCGGGCAUUCACGAUAGAACGACAGAUUUCAUCGUGUCGGAAAAUUCUUGGCCGCUGUUUGUUUACCAGAAUUACACAUUCGACGACAGCAACCUGGAGCAGGGCCUGUUCAUGUCUAAGAUCCUCGUUCAGGCUUUCAAAGCCGUAUUUACGUCACCAUCUUCCGCAAGAGAAGCUGAUGGCGACGGUGAUGGAGCCGAUAUACUCGAGAAUAACCGGCGCGCCCGACGGGCAUUAAACCAAGUCAAGGUUAAAACAUGUGUUCGGUUUGCGCUAUCAAGCGUCUCGUCUUGGCGCACCGUUGACGGCAACUUCGAUUACGAAGUGUUUUGGAACAACAUCGUCGAUUUCUUCAAGGAUGUCCCUGGACCUAUCGCACGACAUCGGGUGACCAAGCUACUCGAAUGGUGGACAAGGAAGAUUUUCGGGAAAAAUCAUCGAGAGGAUCUAACCCCGGAAGUUGUAUCCAAAAUGUCCGUUACAACGCUAGCCGAGCAGAGAAAGAGGCUGGAGGAAUCUGCUUUCGACUCGGAUUAG
Messenger RNA from Suillus clintonianus, 1161 nucleotides. RefSeq lists its product as uncharacterized. Lineage: Eukaryota; Fungi; Basidiomycota; Agaricomycetes; Boletales; Suillaceae. The transcript has 8 exons. The record is from RefSeq and is a predicted model, not a curated record. Bases 1 to 1161 code for a protein of 386 amino acids.